Camellia sinensis is the source of this 3721-nucleotide messenger RNA. RefSeq names its product autophagy-related protein 18f. NCBI's taxonomy places the organism in Eukaryota, Viridiplantae, Streptophyta, Magnoliopsida, Ericales, Theaceae. Gene Ontology annotation, molecular function: protein binding. The record is from RefSeq and is a predicted model, not a curated record. Gene Ontology annotation, biological process: autophagy; response to starvation. Gene Ontology annotation, cellular component: cytoplasm.
CACAACCGCAAACCAAACAGCGAACAGAGAAACAAAAAAGAAAGAAACACAAACGUAAACGGAGACUCCUUUCCUUUAUCUCCCCCCCUCUUCAUUAUCCCUUCUCUCAAUCGAUCCCUUUCUCUCUCUAUAUCUACACCUCCCCCAAUAUAUAUAUAUAUACCCCGGUUCGCCGGCGAACAUUACAUCGGUUUUCCGACCGAAACCCUAACACCAUUUCAAUUGUAAAUCUUUAAAUUAUUUUUUAAAUUAAAAAAAAAAUUCUUUUCUUGUGAAAAAAUAUUUUUUUGUAUUUUAGGUUUGAUUUUGGUUUGGUUUUGUUUGAUUUGGUAGAUAGUACACGGAAAAGAAGGUUUGAAAUUUGUUGUUUCUGGACGUGUAUUCACUUGUUUGUUAUUGUAAGGGAACAAAUUUUUUUUAAAAAAAAAUAAAAUUUGGAGAUAGAACACGACGGGGAAUUGAAGCGUUUUUGUUCUGAUUCGGAGUUUCAGUUCGUGCGUUUUGGGGGUUUGCGAAGUUUUUUGAUUUUUUUUCUAGGUGUUGGGUGGAGAUGGAGACACCUGUGAACUGAGGCUUGUGAAUUUUCUAGGGCUUUUUCUUGUUCUUCUUUGUGGGGAGGGCAUAUAAAGGGACACAGUUUAUGGUUAUGAUCGGUGUUAGAGAGAGUUUGGAGAAUCAGAGGGUUUUGAUUUCUGGGUUCUCUGUGUUGUUGUUUGGGUUCUGCUGUCGUUGCGGAUGAGGAAUGAUGGCAAGAAACCGCAGGGACUUGUGCCGCGGCCUGGACGGACCAACGGGCUUAUCCCGACUUCGUUUCGUGCUCUCUCCAGUUACUUGAGGAUCGUCUCGUCCGGUGCUUCCACUGUUGCUUCCACUGUGAAGUCGGCAGCAUCGGCUGCUUCGGCCAUUGUGGACAGGGAUAAUAAUGAUGCCAGCCACGAUCAGGUGCUCUGGGCUGGGUUUGACAAGUUAGAAUGCAAGGGGGGCAUCACCAGGCAAGUUCUCUUGCUGGGCUAUCGGUCUGGUUUUCAAGUUUGGGAUGUUGAAGAAGCAGAUAACGUGCGUGACCUUGUUUCCAGACAUGAUGGUCCAGUUUCAUUUAUGCAAAUGUUACCUAAACCAAUAGCAUCAAAGAUAAUUGGCGACAAAUUUGUAGAUAGUCGCCCACUACUGGCUGUUCGCACAGAUGUCCUUUCUGGAGUUCGGGAUACAAUAGCAACUCCAUAUAAUGGGAGCACCUCAAAUUGCCAUGAUCCACUGAAUGGUGGUCUUAUGCCAACUGUUGUUUCGUUUUAUUCCUUGAGAUCUCAAUCUUAUGUACAUGAGCUUAAGUUCAGAUCAGUUGUUUAUUCAGUGAGGUGCAGCACCCGAGUUGUUGCCGUCUUACAAGCAGCUCAGAUACACUGUUUUGAUGCUGCUACGUUAGAGAGGGAGUAUACUCUCCUUACAAAUCCAAUAGUUACUGGGUGUUCUGGAUUUGGAGGUAUAGGCUAUGGACCUCUUGCAGUGGGACCCAGAUGGUUGGCUUACAGUGGAAGUCCAGUUGCAGUUUCAAAUGCUGGGCGUGUCUGUCCACAACAUCUUACCCCGUCUGCAAGUUUUUCUGGUUCUUCUUCAAAUGGGAGCCUCGUUGCACACUAUGCAAAAGAGUCAAGCAAGCAACUUGCUGCUGGGAUUGUGACCCUAGGGGACAUGGGAUAUAAGAAGCUGUCAAGAUACUAUUCUGAGCUCUUACCUGAUAGCAACAAUUCUGCCCAAUCAGGGAGUCCUGGCCUUAAAAUCAAUGGGACUGUCAAUGGCCAUUUUCCAGAUGCAGAAAAUGUUGGAAUGGUCAUUGUCAGAGAUAUUGUCAGUAAAGCUGUUAUCACCCAAUUUAGGGCACAUAAAAGUCCCAUUUCAUCGUUAUGUUUUGAUCCUAGUGGGAUGCUUUUGGUGACGGCUUCAGUUCAGGGCCAUAACAUAAAUGUAUUCCGAAUAAUGCCUGGACUAUCGGGAAAUUCAUCUGGAUCAGAUUUUGGUGCAUCUUAUGUACAUCUUUAUAGGCUACAACGUGGUUUUACAAAUGCAGUUAUACAGGACAUCUGUUUCAGUUAUGACAGCCACUGGAUUAUGAUAAGUUCCUCAAGAGGGACAAGCCAUCUGUUUGCUGUAUCUCCUUCAGGGGGUUUAGUUAAUUUUCAGUCUUUUGAUGCUUGUUUUACCGAUAAAAAUUGUGGAUCAGGUGUUAUGACUAAGCCUGCUGUACAUUGGCCACCAAAUUCAAGUUCACAGAUGUUUAAUCAACAGAACCUUUGUGCAUCUGGUCCUCCUGUUACCCUUUCUGUUGUUAGCAGAAUAAGGAGUGGAAACAAUGGUUGGAGAAGCACCGUAACUGGUGCUGCGGCCGCUGCAACAGGGAGGAUGAAUUCACUUUCUGGGGCUAUCGCUUCUGCUUUUCACAAUUGCAAGGGCAAUGAUUUGCGUGCAGGUGCAAGCUCCUUGAAGGCAAAGUACCAUCUCCUGGUUUUCUCUCCUUCUGGCUGUAUGAUACAAUAUGCGUUGCGGGCAUCUUCUGGGCUUGAUUCUGCCGCAGUUGUGUCUGGAUUAGUUUCGUCUUAUGACUCGGCUCCUGAAAGUGACGCAAGAUUAUUAGUUGAAGCAAUCCAAAAGUGGAAUAUUUGUCAGAAACAGAGUCGAAGAGACAGAGAAGAUAAUACUGACAUCUAUGGUGAAAAUGGAUAUUCAGACAGUAGUAAAAUAUUUCCUGAAGUAAUAAAAAGGGAAAAUAGUGGCUACCUUGAGGCUAGGGGUUCAGUUGGGAAAGUAAAUAUCAGUCCUGAGGACAGACAUCAUCUAUUUAUUUCUGAAGCUGAAUUGCAGAUGCAUCAACCGCGGGUCGCAUUGUGGGCAAAACCUGAGCAGAUAUACUUCCAGUCUAUGAUAAUGGAUGACAUCAAAAUAGAUGUGGAUGAUGCAUCUGGAGGGGAAAUUGAGAUUGAGAGGAUUCCUACUCGCAUGAUUGAAGCAAGGUCAAAAGAUUUAGUUCCAGUUUUUGACUAUCUUCAAACUCCCAAAUUCCAGCAGGCGAGGACUCCUGCUUCAACUAGCAAUACUAAUAAUGGGCGUCUGCUGCGUCAGACAUCUGGGAUGUCUGAAAAUGGCAGGCUUUCGUGCAGGAGCAGCUCCGGCUCUCUCGACUCAUAUACUGAUGGUGGUGUUACAGUCACUGAAUUUCACAGAGCCAUUGAAGAAACUAGGUGGGGAGGUUCGCAUAUGCCCACAGAAACAACCAAGGGCUUUGUAAAUAAUGACAGCCCAAAAUCAAACACUCAGUUUGGGAUUGUAAAUAAUAGAGAGAGCUCAAUGAUGGAGGCCCAAACUAAGUUUGUAAAUAACAACAUAGGCGGCCGAAAAAUGGGGAAUCAAUUCAAAGAUGAAGACGAUGAGUUUGAUUAGAGGUGCGCAGCUACUACUCUUUUGUUAUCCCAGAAGGUUGCUUUAACAGUGUUAAAAUUGUGGGUGUAAGUGUAGAGGAGUGAGUGAGUGAGGUGAAGUAUGCUUGACCACAAUGCAGAAUUGUGGAUAGUAUGUUGUUCGGGUAUGAUCUUCUUCUGUUGACUCUGUAAAUAACAGACACAAUAUAUAUAAUGUUCCAAUAAUCAGCUGUAAUAUGUAAAUAAUAGCGUCACCUUCCAACUCUUUAUUGCCGUUAUUCUAUUAAUUUGAAUUUUAUUUGUUACUACUA